This is a messenger RNA of Branchiostoma floridae (Florida lancelet), 2599 nucleotides long. RefSeq lists its product as uncharacterized. Lineage: Eukaryota; Metazoa; Chordata; Leptocardii; Amphioxiformes; Branchiostomatidae. The transcript has 6 exons. The record is from RefSeq and is a predicted model, not a curated record. Bases 394 to 978 code for a protein of 194 amino acids.
CUAAUGAUAUGCGAUGUUUGAUGGCUUUUCUGGUGGCUCUCGUGCAAAUCGGAUCUGCCGUGCAUGCAGCGUGUCGAUAGAAACGGGUCAGUGCAAUCUGUAUCGAGGGAAAGACUUAACGCCCUCACGAUAACGCCCUGAAAACGCCUUCUAUCUCUUGGAGCAGCCGUGUGCAGAGGGUCCUCCAAACCUCGGGUUGCAACAGGUGAUUGGCUGAUCUGGAGAGCCUGCUGAGUUCGACAUCUUAUUACGGAAGGACUUGCAGCUGCCGCUUUGCUGUAGAUCCAAGGGUGGAACUGGGGUAAACACACUCUCGGCAGCUUCGCGCUCUGUUCACCGUGUCCUCCGUGCGACUAACCUGAACAAGGCUAUACUUUCACGUUGGUCUCUGAGAUGGGGAAUCUGCAGAGCCAGGUCGGCAAACGUCAUGGAGAUUCGAGGCCCGACAACAAUUCAAAGUUUGACGAAAUUUUGAGCAGAUUUUCGCAUGAUGACAGAAACAACCAUCGCACGACCAGGCCCAGAAACGGACGGGCCAGAAGUUCCGGAUCUCUCCAGUUCGGGAUGUCUAGAUCAGAGGAGGACGUUCGCGAGAAGACUAAAGAAAAGAGUCAUAGCUUCUCCGGCUUGAAGGACAGUCUGAGACGGUCCUUCCGGGUGCCGUCUAGAGACGAGCAGGAGAGAAGACCGAAGGGGAAGCCCAAGGACAGGACGCAAGUGGUCAUGGGAAGCUGGGCAGGAGGAGAGGAUGCUGGGAGAAAGAAGCGGAGUAACUCCCGGGAUUCGGGUGGAGGUCACAGGCAGGCUGGCAGAACUUGCAGUUCCGGGAGCAACCGAAGCGGUUCGGGUCGGCAGUCGGGUGGUUCCGUGAGACGUACGGCCAGCACCGGGAGUUCUCGGAGAGGUUCGGCGGGGUCCAGAAGAUCCAGUGGGAAGAGAAGGGAUGAUAGCAAAUCUUUCAUCUCAUACUUUUCUUAGACACAACAUUGUGUGGAGGACCGGGAUGAGCCAGUUAAUCUAUUUGUAUUUAGGUUAACAAGAAAAAAGCAACAAGACAACACUUUCAAGACGUCAACGUACAAAAGAACAUACAUGAUAGGAAGAGAUGAGGCCAGAGGCUAGAGCUUUAAAUGAUCGUUCAUAUUACCUAUUUCUUCAUUAUGAUAAUUGCUUUGAUAGCAUGUAAUGUGUUGGACACAAUAUCUAUGCAGACGUUUGAUAUUGUAUCUAAAGAGUACACCUUUUGCACCAAAUGAACAAUAAUUUCCUUUCUACAAUAUGGCGCACAUUGUGUCAAAUGACCUACUUCAGCUUUCCAUGAACAUAAAUAGCUUAAACUUGCUUGAGCUUUGACAAAAUCAUAAAAUGAUUGUACGAUUAGAAAAAAAUGAUUGUGUGAUUAGCAAACAGUGAAAUGCUUUUCUUUCUUUUGUGAAAUUCGACCCCGUUAGCCUGCGGUUCUAGCAGGACUGUGGAGGAAACAUUGCUCAUCCGAUACGUGUAAAAGACGAGGAAGGUUAAUCUUAAAUGACAUUAUAUAUAUAAGCGAUACAUUCUAGAUGUGCAAUAUCUAACUUGACGUACUUGAUGUUGACUUUGUAACAACUUGUUAUACUUUGUAACAACAUGCGUUAAGGGAAAAAAAGAAGCGUUAAUUGUAUUCCGUGGGACCAAACCAGUGUCAGUGCCAGCCAUGUGUAAGCCUUACAAAGCUUCAACGUAGUUUGAUGUAUGUAUACAUUGAUAGAUACAUUUUAGGGAAUAUGUCAUUGCCUACCAAUGGAUUGAAAGAGAUUGUUGAGUUUUGGAUCAUGGAUGGAGAGAUGUCUGGCCAAAUUUUCAAAUUAUAAAACACAGUGAAAAGAUCUACAUUUUGUAUGUAAGCACAUUAAAAUAUUGGAGAGUCAAUUUUCCUGGCAAUUCCAAUUUGACACCUUAACUACCGCCGCAUUGUACGUGGUUCGGUUUAUACCAGCCUUACAAAUGUAGUAGUUUCACAUCUACAUGGAAAGCAAUAGAAAAGUUUUUGAAUAGAAUUACCCAGUCCAUUUUCUUUUCCGUCAAAAGCAACAACUUCUUUCAAAAAUGUUACACUAUAAGCGGACUUAGGAUAGGAUCUAUGAUCUCCCUCUUCUCUGUCAAAAAUAACAGAUUUUUUUUCAAUCUGUAAAUUUCCUUUGGGAAUUGGAUUAGUGUGAUGAUAAAUCGGUAUUCGUAAAGAAGAUCCCGGAUGGUCUAGACGAGAUAUCGCAGGCAAUCUAUACAUAUUUCCUAAGUGCAAGCGAAUGUUGUUGUAUCGGAUUAGUGUUCGUGCCAGUUGUCUACUUGCUCUUUGUGAACAACAAAGUAGUAAUAAACACUAAUUUUCAUUUUUCAUCUAUUAAAGAUUUAGAUAACGUAGGGGGAUUAAUGAAUAAGUUAAGAUGGAGAGGAUCGUGUGUUUUUCAAAACGCAUUCUUCAAUGUUUAAAUGCAUUUUUAUCUUGUCUACUGAAUGACAAUUAGGCCUGAAUAAGGCUUUUGUAUGUACAUGUAUGUGACUGUAAGAUCGUCACGCUAUGUGCCUGUAUAGCAUUGAUCAAAUAAAUGGGAUCAAAAAC